Messenger RNA from Microplitis demolitor, 2800 nucleotides. It is a transcript of the gene DNApol-eta, whose product is annotated as DNA polymerase eta. Gene Ontology annotation, cellular component: nucleus; site of double-strand break; replication fork. Gene Ontology annotation, biological process: response to radiation; error-prone translesion synthesis. Lineage: Eukaryota; Metazoa; Arthropoda; Insecta; Hymenoptera; Braconidae. The record is from RefSeq and is a predicted model, not a curated record. Gene Ontology annotation, molecular function: DNA-directed DNA polymerase activity; damaged DNA binding. The coding region runs from base 276 to 2705 and encodes 809 amino acids. The transcript has 3 exons.
AUUUGACGCUAAAGAUUCCCGCCAAAAGUACAGUAGCAAGUACGCAUAUUUUUAUAUUUAUAUCAAAAUAUUUAAAUGUAAAUUUAUUUUUUUAUAACUGAUAAAUUAUUUAAAAUAAUAUAAAGUCACUUCAUAAAUAAAUAUAUAAAUUUAUCAAUAAUAUGUAGGGAAAAUAAAUAUUUUUAAAGAAAAUUUAUAAAAGAGGUUAGGUCGGGUACUUGUCCUCACAAGUUUAUUAAUUAAUUAAUAAAUUAUAAUUAAAGAAGAAUUUAAAAAUGGCGAGUUUUGGAGACAGAAUUGUUGUUCUUAUUGACAUGGACUGUUUUUUUUGUCAAGUUGAAGUUAAAUUAGCUCCUGAAUUAAAAGGCAAACCAUUGGCUGUUAUUCAGUACAGUUCAUUUGGACCUGGAAGUAUAAUUGCUGUUAAUUACGAAGCAAGAGAUUUUGGAGUUACUAGACACAUGAAAAGUGAUGAAGCCAAAGAAAAAUGUCCUCAAAUAGAAUUAGUUACUGUCCCGCCACUAAGAAAUAAACCUGAUACUGGAAGGUAUCGUGCAGCCGGAAAAGAAGUUAUUGAUGUACUAAAAAAACAUUGCAAUAUUAUAGAACGAGCAAGUGUUGACGAAGCUUAUCUGGACAUCACAGACUUAGUGGAUAAAAAAAUGGAAACGAUCCAUAGUCAACCUAAAAACUUGGUAGCGCAAUUAUCUAAUACGUAUGUCGUCGGCUACUGCGAUUACGAGACAAAUGACGAAGAGAAACGUAAAGAAGGCGUUGAUCGUUGGAUAGCUGAAGCUUUCAGCGAACUUGGUGACAUGCAGGCAAGAAGAUUAGCAAUAGCAGGUAUAAUUGUUGAGUUCUUGAGAGCUGAAAUUUAUUCGCAGUGCGAGUUCAGAUGCUCUGCUGGUAUAUCUUACAAUAAAAUUCUCGCUAAAUUGGCGUGUGGUCUUCAUAAGCCGAAUCGUCAGACGAUUCUUCCGUCAGCAGGAGUUCCAACCUUGUAUUCUUCAUUACCUGUAAAGAAAGUACGGAAUCUUGGUGGCAAGUUCGGCAAUAUCGUUAUGGAAUCACUAGGAUGCAAUGUCAUGGCUGAUUUGUUGCGUUACUCGCUGCAAGAUCUUCAGAAAAGAUUUGAUGAAAAGACUGGCUCCUGGUUGUAUAACAUCGCGAGGGGAAUAGACAAUGAACCGGUUACUAAUAGACUUGUUUGUAAGUCGAUAGGUGCGAGUAAAAAUUUUCCAGGUAAACAGGCAAUAACUAAAUUGGACGUAUUGGAAUCUUGGGCUCACGAGUUAUCAUUGGAGCUGUCAGAUCGCCUGGAACAAGAUCUAGAUGAAAAUAAAAGACGCGCUACGUCCCUUACUAUCAGUUAUCAUUAUUAUCAAGACCGUAGAAUUAUAGCGCAGUCAAAAGUCUGCUCGCUACCUUCUUAUAAGGCUGAAAAAAUAUCCAGUAUUUGUGUGGACGUUAUUUCUAAAGGCCUACAGAAGCCGAUUGCUUUGAUUAGUAUGUCAGCUGGUAAAUUUGUUCCGAGUAAAGGAAGUGAGAGUUUUAAAAAUUUUUUCAAGCCGGGCAAGUCUAGUGCUGAUAAGACAGAGCAUACUGCUACCUCGGAAUCGGUUGAUUCUAUUUCUAAUUGUCUGAGUAAGGAAGAUGUUAAAGUUGAUGACGAAAGUGGGAAUAAAACUGAUGAUGAGGAUGAUAAUCCCUUGGAAAAAUCUUUUGUAGAAAUAUCAACUAAAGUUUGUGAUGACAAAUCAAGAAAAUUUUUUGAAGUUAAAAAUUCAAUUAGAAAAAAUAAAGAUAAAGUCCAAAAUAAACCAGUAAUUAAUUCUCUAACAAGUAAACCGAUAAAUUUGAAUUUAAACAAAACAUUAAAUGGCGAAAAUUUUAAAAACUCAUUUUUUAUGAAUAUUUUGAAAGAUUCAAAAGCGACUGUGGGCUUAAAACCUUCAGUGUCUACGUCUAAAUUUUUGGAACAGUCUACGGAAGUUGGGCAUCAAUCUAAAAGUGAUGGCGAAGACAAUGAAGAUAAGUCGGUGUCUGAAGAAAAAAAAGUAAGCAUUGAUAGUCCGAUUGAAUAUCAGUCACCGGAUAUUUUUGCUGAAUCACCAGCACAGGAUGCCUGCGAUGUUAGCGAACCAGAGCAUGCUGAGCAAAAGACCGUAGUGGAAAGUAAACAAGCUGAUGAUACUGAUGUACUAGAUAAAUUGAAAGAAAUCUUCCCGGAUCUUGAUAAUAUUGAUCGAUCUGUGAUGCAAUUAUUGCCGAUUGAGUUACAGAGAGCAGCGAAUGCGUAUUUGAAGUCGAGGAAAACUGUCGAUACUUCUCCGGUGGUAAAAAAAAAUGUUAAGAAUUCGACGGGUAAAACAAAAGGACAGAAAAAUAAAACAGACAAAUCGUCAGUUAAAAAAGAUAACUCAAUUUAUAACUUUUUAACUAAAAAUUCAGCGGAUAAUGACUCGACUAUGAAAUUAUGCCCAGAGUGUAAUCAGAUGAUCAAAAAAGAUAAAUUUUCCGAACACUCAGACUUCCAUGUCGCUAAAAAUUUACAUCUGGCUAUUAAUCAAUCGUCAAUUUCCUCGGCUGUCAAUGAAACUCCUGGUGACAAUGACCCAGAGACUCCAACUGCCAAGAGAAAAAUAAAUUUAAAUAAUUCAAAAUCAAAUAAAAAACCGCGCAAUAUUCAAUCUUUUUUCACUUGAUAAUUAUUUACUAUUUUUAAAAGUAAUUAAGUUACUCUGUGAUAAUGCGGCUACUGCAUAAUUUAAUGUUAUUUUUGUAAAUUAUAAAAAAAAAA